This is a messenger RNA of Sardina pilchardus (European sardine), 3116 nucleotides long. RefSeq names its product tetratricopeptide repeat domain 17 (gene ttc17). Lineage: Eukaryota; Metazoa; Chordata; Actinopteri; Clupeiformes; Clupeidae. Gene Ontology annotation, molecular function: protein binding. The record is from RefSeq and is a predicted model, not a curated record. Gene Ontology annotation, cellular component: cytoplasm; actin cytoskeleton. Gene Ontology annotation, biological process: cilium organization; actin filament polymerization.
GUUCCGCCGUGCCCUCAGCCUGAAGUCCAGCUGUGCCCAGUGCCACGCCAGCCUGCCCCUGCUGCGCUGCCUGCAGUUCUACCCCUUCCUCUACAACCUCCAGCGCCCACCCUGCACACAGGAAUCCGGCUGUGAUGGCGAGGAGGAGCUGGAACUGCCGAUGGAGGACUGGGAAGCCGGCGGCAGUGACCGGCGGGACGGGUCAGAAGGACGCCCACCGCCCAUGGCCGCUGUGGAGGACUCCCUGCUCUUUGAGAAGGUGGUGCUAGACAGUAACGGCUCUGGCGAGGCCGGGCAGCAGGAGAAGAAGGGCGCAGGGGAGGCCGUCUCCAGGGAGGGCAAGAGGCCUGGCGAGGAGGAGGACUGGCACCUGAAGGAGGAGCUCAUGGGGGCGUUCGAGGGCGCGCUGGACGUCGGGGGCAAGAGGGGAGACCUGCGGGGCAUCCGCGUGCUGAAGAACGACCGGGUGAUGGGCGGCCGCACGGGAGGCCCCUGCUUCGGCAACUGUGAGGACGACGAGGGGGCAGAGUGGUCAGGCGGCGUCUCAUCCUGGGCUCUCCCCGCUCCACAGAUCACAUUCCAGGUGAAGCGUGUGAGGAAGCCCAAGGCGGAGGCUGCAGAUGGCUGGAUCCAGGACGAGGGCUUCCACCAGGGGGAGCCGUCAGCUGCUCACUCCGUCCUGGAGAUUAGUGGACCCACCAUUCCAUCUCCCGGACCUGCUGGCCGCUGGCGGGACUACACCAGUCUGGGCUGGCCCGGUCCGGAGGAGUGCCAACGCACACGUCGCGUGGACCUGACCACCGUGGCCAGCACCUGGCUCGCCGUGUCCGCCAAGAACAUCGACAUCACAGAGCACAUCGACUUUGCCACCCCGCUUCAGGAGCCGGCCGUGGAGCCCGUGUGUAACGCCAACCUGCCCGCCAGCAUGCACACGCUGGACCACCUGGGAGGGGUGGCGAAUCGCGGAGGCAUCCAUUACACCGGGGAGAGCCAGCUUCGUGAGGUGCUGCAGAAUCUUGGCAAAGACAAAUAUCCACCUCAGUCCUUUGAGCAAGUGGGCACCCGCAUAGCCAAAGUCCUUGAGAAGAAUCAGACAUCAUGGGUCCUGUCCAGCAUGGCGGCGCUGUACUGGAGGGUCAAAGGUCAGGGCAAGAGAGCCGUGGACUGUCUGCGCCAAGCACUGAACUACGCCCCACACCACAUGAAGGACGUCCCCCUCAUCAGCCUGGCCAACAUCCUCCAGAACGCUCGGCUUUGGGAGGACGCCCUGACCGUGGCCCGCAUGGCCGUGGAGAUCGCGCCGCAUUUUGUGGUCAACCACUUCACCCUCGCCAACGUCUACAUCGCAAUGGAGGAGUUUGAAAAAGCAAUGCACUGGUAUGAGUCCACUCUGAAGCUUCAGCCGGAGUUCGCCCCCGCCAAGGACCGCCUCCGCACUAUCCAGUGCUACCUGCUCACCAAGAGGGAGCGCCGUGGCCCGUGAGACUGGACCGCAGGGGACCGAGAGAGGGGCCCAGUGGCCAGGCCUAUCCAUUCUCUCUCAUGUCUCAUACAUGGAGAGACUCAUCCAUACAGUUAGACACAAAUACGCAGCGCACACACACUUAAACACACGUACACUACAGAUCCAAAUAAGAAGACAUACGCAGACCUGUUUUUAGAUACCCUUGAGAAGUGAAAUGUUUGAUUUGUUUUAUUCAGAAUUUGUGCUUAAAAGUCCAUAAUAUCAUAUCAUAUUGUUUCAAAUGGCUUUUUGGGGAAAAUCUUAAGGGCAAAGAGUGUUUGCUCCUCCUCUCUUCUCCUAAUCAACUUAAAUAACUGUUCCAUGUCUUCAGGUUUUCUGACUUAAGCCCAUCAUUUGCACUGGGUGGUGGACUGCCCUGCUGAUUUAAGCAGUGUCCAGGCACAAUGUGCAGUAAUCUUAUGGCACUCGUAGAAGAGUUCAGAGUCACAUGCGCUGAAUGUGCAGCCUCCUUUGACCAGAACAUACUGGACCUACAGCUCCGGCCUUGGCCCUCAUUAGACAACAUUGCUCUGUCUCAGACUCAGAAUGCAACCUUCUCCAGGUGAUCUACAGUCUACGGACGGCUCCUGGUGUAAUGUUGGUCUUCAGGGGUAAGGUCUAGUUACUAGAACCCUUUCAUGUGUGCCAAAUGAGGUGACCCCGUUUCCUUUCUGCUCUCCUCUCCAACCAGGCCUUUGUUCCCAGCUGCGUAAAAGACCGGUACGAGGGGUAUGUUAUGGAUGUGUGUUCAGGGGUUAGCAGUGUUCUCAAGUGGGCACCCACCACUCUCUCCCAGACUGGAGGGCUUGGCUUCUUGCACAAGCGUAAAUGCCAUACUGAGACUUGGUCGAAUUUCCACAGAGUUGCUGGCACCCCCCCCCCCCCAUCCCUUUGACCACUAAGGCAAUCCCCGCCGUCUGUUUAGCAUGGAGAGUUGAAAAAGUGUCUCAGGCUUGACCACAGACCAGCAAGCUCAUUUUAUUCUUUUAUAAGAGAUGUAUGUCUGCCAGAUUUGGCAGCCGCAGUCAUGGUGUAAAAGGGAUGUUUAAGAUUCAAGCCCAAAUGAAUAGGGAAGUAAUAAAAUAAUCCGGUUUGAUCAUUUCUGUUAAGAUCAGCACACAAUAUGCAAACAAUAUGUGAACUGAAAUUGUUCAUCCUUUGGAGAUUCAGACUCAGAUUCCAGUCUAACUGAUUGCUCUACAUGGAUUUAUGAAAGUGAAAGCCACAAUUCUACUGCUGCUGUUCAAACUUGAAAAGGGUACCGUAUUGGUCAUCAUGUUUGCACCCAUUUCAUGAUCAUUCCAUGGGUAUGUGGGACCUAAAAGAGUGAACAUGUGACGUUGGAAGUGAUGUUCAUGCAUAACGUUAAAGAGAUAAUGUGCUUUUCUGUUUGCUCUUAUUUAAGAAACUGAAAAAAAAACCCGAUUGGUUGCUUUAGAUCAUUCAAAAAUGACUUAAUUUAAAAUCUGAUUUACAGUGUUGUAUGUAUUUAGACAGUGAAUACCUUUUCUCAUUGGCUCAAAAAUUCAGUAUAUCCAUUGUCUUUGUACGAACAUCAAAAGCUUGUUGGAAAAUAAAUACCAGGGUUUUUCUAACCCUGUGAGUGGAGGAA